Acanthaster planci (crown-of-thorns starfish) is the source of this 3821-nucleotide messenger RNA. It is a transcript of the gene wdr78, whose product is annotated as WD repeat domain 78. Gene Ontology annotation, molecular function: dynein light chain binding; dynein heavy chain binding. The record is from RefSeq and is a predicted model, not a curated record. Gene Ontology annotation, cellular component: axonemal dynein complex. Lineage: Eukaryota; Metazoa; Echinodermata; Asteroidea; Valvatida; Acanthasteridae. Gene Ontology annotation, biological process: cilium movement.
GCAACAGAGUGACAUUUUGCGGUGUGCUUAAUACCAAAUCUAAAGUUAGAGAACUGAGUUACAGUUUAAUGUGAUCAACUACAUUGUCAUGAUAAUUCUUUCUCUGACUUUUUGGUAGUGAAAGUUAGCUGUAAAUCAUGUCAACUGGAAAAGCAAAACCAGGCGUACUGAAGCUGCCUGGUCCACUCCCUGCUGCGGCCAACCGCAGCAAGCUAACCAGCCAGGCCAGCCAGAGCCGGCUGAUCAACCCUGCCAGCAAGGACCGCAGCUUGGCGGUGGGUGGGGCCUCCCGCACCACGCUGACCUCCUCCAGCCGCAAAAGCCAGCUGGCCCUGGACAGCAAGACCGAGCAGCGUCUCGGAGGGAAGAUCAACGCCAUGAUUCAGGUUUUUGACGAGGGAGGCAAUGAUGUCACCCCCCAGCCUCUGCUCAUCGUCGACCCCAACACCGUCAAACACAACCAGAGUAAAAUCUUCGGCAGUGGUGGAGACUCCAGCGGUGGCACGCCCACAGACCUGAUGUCUCAGGCAUCAAUCUACCAGACUGGCAACACCAGCUUUGCUGGGCCAUUCACAAGAUCGGUGUUUGGAACCAGUAUGACCCAGUCCAGUCGAUCGGCCGAGUCCUUCACGGAUGAAUUUGCUGAACCUGCCGCCGCCACCGAUAUCACCACUGGUCUGGGAGAUGUCCAAACGGAGAGGCAGAUCGAGAAGGAAGUCCUGACCGAGGAGGACUUGGACAAGGUGGUGACAGUCCAGCUGACCGAGACGGACACCAUCUGGAUGCUGGACCUUCCGGCUAUCUGUCUGUCGGCGGAGAGUGACGAGGCAGUCAAGGUCAAGGAACGCAACGAGAAAUACAAAGAGCUGUGCAAGAGUCGGGAUGGUAAUGACCGAUACGCUGAACGCGGCAUGCAGACAUUCAAUGAGCAUCCCAAGAAUAAGGACGUACAGACAAUGAAGAUCACUCACAAUGAUACCGGCAUCACUGCCACAACUUGGGACAUGUACGACACAUACGAAGAAAUUCAAGCCGAAAUAAGGAAAGCGGAAGAGGAAGACAUCAUUCCGGAGGAGGUGUCCGAAGAUCGUCCGCUCAGCACAGCAGCAAGCACCCUGUCCGUGUCAGAGCAGAAGAAGCGCGCAGCUACAGCUGGACGAGACGCUGACAGCCGGUCCAGUCUAAUGGCCAGCUCCAUAGCCGAGUCUGAUGUUGACUCUGAGGUCAAGAGAGACGCUGGAGGGUCUGGGGAAGUGAGCCUAGUCAUUGCUGACACAGCCAUCCUACAGUCGGAAGCCUUGAAGAAAGACCUGUUUGUGAUGGAGAGAGUGGUCACCCUCAACAACUUCCAGCCUAAGCAAGCGUCAUAUAGAGGGCUGCCCAUUCUGCCUGAUAUUGACCGCAUUGUUGAAGAAGACCCUGCGGAAGGCAGCUCAACCUCCGGUGCCGUCAACAUCGCCCAGCUUGGACCAAACCUGGACCGGCUCUGGGCUUACAACUGCAGUUUGACCAAAGGCCGUAAUGUCAGCUCCAUGUCCUGGAACAAGCUCAACAAGGAUCUUCUAGCUGUUGGCUAUGGUCAGUUUGGCUUCACCGAGCAGAAGGGAGGUCUGGCCUGCUGCUGGUCACUGAAAAACCCAGAGUUUCCUGAGAGAGUCUUUCACUGUGAGUCUGGAGUGACCGCCAUGGACUUCUCGGCAACCAAUCCAAAUCUCCUCGCGAUUGGUAUGUAUAGUGGCAUGGUCGCCAUCUAUAAUGUGAGAGGAAAUAACAACACGCCAGUGCUGGAUAGCUAUGAGAGCCAUGGUAAGCACUCAGCCCCCGUCUGGCAGUUGAAGUGGAUCGACAAGGAGAAGGGGGCAUCGCCAGAAGAAAGAGGGGAGUUGCUUAUAUCCAUCUCCACGGACGGCCGGGUCACACAGUGGCAGAUCAGAAAGGGCUUUGAGUGCGCAGAUCUUAUGAAGCUCAAGAGGGUAGCCAAGGCUACUAAGAAGCAAAAGGAAGGCAAGGAGACCAAGAGCGAGGGCUUCAUCUCACGCCAAGCCUCAGGGAUGUGCUUUGACUUCAGCCCAAAAGACCUCAACAUAUAUUUGGCAGGCACAGAGGAAGGUCAUAUCCACAAGUGUUCUUGCUCCUACAAUGAGCAAUACCUGGAUAGCUUCUUUGGACACACAGGACCAGUCUAUAGAAUUGAAUGGUCACCGUUCCUACCAGAUGUUUUCAUCAGCGCCAGUGCCGACUGGAGCAUACGACUCUGGGUACAAGACCGGCAGAAGCCUGUGUUGAACUUCUUCUCCUCAACUAAAGCUGUCAUGGAUGUGUCGUGGUCCCCCACAUCAGCCACUGUGUUUGGAUGUGUUAACGAGGGCGCUGUGGAGAUAUGGGAUCUUGGCACCAACAUGUUGGACCCAAUCAUCGUCAAUGUACCAGCGCCAGGGGUCAAACUGUCCUGCCUCAAGUUUGCCCUCAACUCAGACUGCAUCCUUGUGGGCGACAGCGAUGGCCAGGUGUCAGUAUACCAACUUAGGAACAUGCCACCAGUGGAAGACAACCAGAAAGAGAAGUUGGAAGACCUGAUCAAACAAACCCUGGACAGCGAACUCCAGUCUAAGAGGUGAGACCAACAUGGACUGGAGGGGCCUCUCACAUGGUAGCCAUCUUGGUCUAGUUCCUUUUGUUUUUGUGGUCAAACAUUAGUUUAAGGUGCCAGACCAUUUUGGACACUCGUUAAAGGGACAUUGGGAAGCGAAUGCAUCAACGUUCUGAUUGUGUGACAUUGUGUCAGCUUGCCCUUGCAACCUUAGACAGCUAUGGUAUUGCCUCAACACAGCUACCUUUUCAUCAUUCAAGGCCAUAAAGCUGGCAUGUUUCACACCACCAAAGAGUUAAAGGACAGACUCCUGCGGCAAAUUUUCUGGAGGAAUGCCUUGUCAUAAGAUUUCAAGAUUCUCGGAAUACACAGCGGUGUACAAUACCAUGACAGUUACAAUGCAGGGCUGUCAAGUCUACAGCAGAGGGCAUGCGACACACUGCAAGCCCUACUCUCAUCAUCAGGCUCUAACUAACGUCCUCCUGUGAUCUUAGCAAUGAACUCUUCCUUCUCUGUUAGCCUAGAAAAACCAUUUCUGUUUUGCAAUUGAACACUGCUGUGAAUACUAUCUGGACCCAUCUUUUAGCAGCCAGUUGAAAUGUGUUUCCACUCUUGAGAAUAUCAAGACUGAUGGUCGACAGAUAGGCAUCAUACCCUAAGUGCCUUGCAUCAGCAGAAUUGUCAGUCACUAUUUGAGUCAGUGUCACCAGCCAUGGCAGCCCUGGCAAUAUUACCAUCAUUAUAUAUUCCAGUUCCGUCCGUUUGCCAUCUUUUUUUACAAAGUUUUUGACACUAAACAUGUAAAUUCUGUCCAUUAGUUAUUCAUGUGUUAAUACGUUGUUGAAGACAAUCUGACGGUUUUAAUAAAAAGUGCCUCUCUGUGAUUUUGAAAUGCAUACAUACAUGUCAUUUAACAUGACAUCGAGAUUUUUGUAACCCACCAUCCAAAACACUGGCAGAUGUCAACGUGGCUUCUGGUGAAAGCUUAGCACACUACCAAAAGUCAAUAUCUGUGACUGUGUUUUAACGUUCUGCACAGAAAUCCAUUUUCCUGCAUUACAUGUAAAUAAUUGUCAUAAGCAAUACUUGUGAUAGUGCUAUGAAAAAAUAACCACCACCUUGAGCCUGGUUUUGGGAUAGUGGAUCACAUUUGGAUGGGUUUUAUAUAACGAUUCUGCUUGUUCAUUGUAAAUAUUGUGUGAAUAAAGAAUACCUUUAUAUGACAGCGUAA